Molecule: messenger RNA, 3803 nt
Organism: Tachysurus fulvidraco (yellow catfish)
Lineage: Eukaryota; Metazoa; Chordata; Actinopteri; Siluriformes; Bagridae
Product: histone acetyltransferase KAT6B
Exons: 4
Coding region: 687-2798 (703 amino acids)
Source: RefSeq, a predicted model, not a curated record
GAACUGUUCAGACAGUAUCUCUCACAGUUCACAGAGCAAGCCUGUUUUAUUCAGUCAGCUUUAAAUGUUCAUUUAAUAAAUGUCUUAACUGGCAUUGCAGUGUUAUAUGGACUCUGUAUGUGAACAUGGGAUUAAUGCUAUAGAUGUGAUGUGUGGAAAUGAUGAUGGAAGAAAGGAUACAGCAGUACAGUCAGAAGCACUUCUAGGAUCAUUUCUGUCUUUCUUUUACAUGUCAAUAAGAUGCAAAAGUGGAAGAUUACAGACAAUUAGUUGGUAAUUGUUCCAUAACAUGAACUAACUUGGGUAACAGAUGUGCAGAGAAUGCAGAACUCAAUACUUUGGACUUCAUUUUGCCAGUCAUGGCUAAUUGUAUAUCAUUUGUGUCUGAAAUACAAGCACAUGUUAAGCUUUUAGGAUUCAUUUCACCUUUAUAUGCCCACUUAUACAGCUUCCAUGCUUGCUCUGAAGCCUGUCUCAUGGUAGUUUAGACAGUUACACAGUUUGUUUCCGGUCCAUUGAUGUUUCCUGACGUGUCAUGGAUCCACAUCAGUGAAAUUAAACUGACAUGAUGACAUAGAGCUACAGCUGGUGUGAAACGACCAAAUGGGAAUGAAUUAGAUGAAGGUAGGAGAGACUCUUUAAACCAGCAACAAAAAGAGCAAGAAAAUCUCCCUAAGGCCGUCUCCAUGGAGACCAGUCUGCUUUCAGAAAUAGCUGAUGUGAAUGAAUAUAAAAUGGAUGUUGGGGAAAAAGAAGAGGACAAACACCAGCACGGUGUAGAUGAUAAAGAAUGUUUUGAUGAGCAUUUGUCUGAAUGCCUGGAUACUGAAAAGGGCAACUCCCCACUCACAACUCAGCACAAAAGCAAUGACACAGCCAGUGAAUGUGAGGGUACAGAGGAAAGUGACAGAAAGGAAAACCAAAAAGAGGACAUGAUGAUAAAAGAGACAGAGGAAGAGGAGGGAAAUCUCAAAGAAUCUGUGUUAUCUCUAGAACCUGACCCAGAUCUCCAAGCACAAGGCCAGCUGAUGGAGAAAGAAAACAACACCACAUUCUCCUCUGAAACAAAAGAGCCUGAACCCCAAGAACCACAGGAAACUCAGAAAAUUGACCCAGAAUCUGUGCUUGAACAACAAAUCAAGGAGCUGGCUGUUUCCGAAGCUUCUACCGAAUCCUGUCAUGAUAAUGAUAUAGAUAACCUGAGUGACUGCCUGCAUGUGGAGAUGGCUAUUGUGUCAUCAGACAGUGAUGCUGAGGAGCAGUGGAAGACCAUGUUUUCUCCUGUGGUCGAUGAAGAUGAGUUCGGGGGCAUUUUGGAAUCCGAUGCCCUUGAAGUCAAUGAAGAAACAAAUGACCAAAACCAAGGAAUGGAAGAUGAAAUUAACAUCCGGUCUGAGACUAAACCUGAACCUGAUGAAGAUGAAGAUCCAACAGUGUUGACAGAAAGUGUUGACACUCUUGAGCAACCAGAAAGUUCCACUGAAUGUGAACUUGAGGACAUUUCCUGUAAGGAUUCCAUACACUACAGCAGUUUAUCCAAGAUCUCAGAGAACGAAGUGGAUCCGGGACAAAAUGUAAAGCACGGCCUGCAGCGUUUGUCAGCCUCGACAUCCGAGCUUGACAAGAAGUUGCCGCAAGACUACUGUGUGAUUCAGGAGAUGCAGAGUGAGAAUGUCAGUACAGAGCAUGUGGAUUUCAGGCUGGCUCGUGAACAGUGGCAGAAAAUGGAGGAACAAUGCAAGGCCCAGGUACAGCAAACUACCAUAAAGCAGAGUGGAAAUAGCAUCACGUAUACCCCCAUGCGCUCCUCGGAGCGACCCAAGAAAGAUCCGGAUUCUGACAAUUUAAAUCUUGGUGACUAUCAGUACACGCAGUUUAGCCCGUGUUCAGAUGACUCGGGUCUGGAUGAUACCAGCUACCGAUCGCAUUAUGAUGAACCAGAGACUCCAGUUGAAAGGGAAAUCCGUGAGACUAUGGAGCGAGAGGAAUGUUUCAAACGAGAGAGGGCCAUGUCAAGGCCAGCUUCCAGUGAACCUGUGCAGAAUAAUCCCAGACCAACGACUCUGAUGAUGACUAAGUCAGAUCCAGAGGAGAAAAAGAAGAUGUAUAACACACGUGAAGACAGGUGCAGGACACAGAGACCUUCUAGCACCACACCACCCACCUUGUCUAUUACUGCUUCACCAUCAUCAAAGCCCAGCUAUCAUGAAAUGGUAGCCAACAAUGUCAUAAUCCUCGAUCCGGAUGUGCAUUCCCCAAACCAGCGGCAAAGAGGCAAAAAUCUGCUUUCUCCAGUGACAAACAAGUUCCACGAGUGGCCACAACAUUCAAGCAACAUCAUCAUCCUGGAAACAUCUAAUCUCAUUAUCCGGAGUGCUUCCGAAUUCUGCCUGAGCACCGCAUGCCAGGAGACCCAAGAGAGCACGUUCCACAACAACCCCUUCUUCAAACUGCGAUCACACAGCACGCUAUCUCUGGUGGACCAGGAGAUAAAAGAGGUGAAGCAGAGAGAUGAAGAGUUCAGGAGGCAGAGGGCACAGUUGUACACAAAAGAGAAGUAUGACACGAUUCUGGUGUCUCCCAGCUCACUGCAAAAUUUCUCCUACGAUAAGCCAGGUUUGCCAGCGAAAUGUAAGUCCUCCCCUUCCUCCCCUUUAAAGGCACGCAAAAUGGACCGUUCCACUUUAUCCUGUGAUCAGAAGUUCCCCGAAGCACCGUAUACCAGAGUCCGAAGGAAAAGUGCCCUCAUUCAGAGAUGGGAAGCAGCGAUGUUGGCCAAUCAGCAACAGCAUGUAUGAACAACAAUACACUGCCAAUCAAGAGUUUUUCAAACACCCCAUAUUCAAUCAAUCUACAGUACUUACAUGUUUUUUGUUUUUUUCAUGAGUUAAAGAUUUUAAAACGAGAUAUAUGUGAUCGUUCUAAUUAGACACAUGAGAACCAUUUAAUUCACAUUUGACAAUAGCUGCAUUUUAGUCAUUUAUCUGUUCAACUCAGUUCUCCUCCAAACAAUAAUAAAGUAAUAAUAAGGCGUUUGUGAGGAGCACCUAUUUAAGAUUUUCUUCAUUUAAACAGAUUAUACAUGUGCUAUUUGAAAUGUAUUUGAACUGAUGCAGUGAAAUUGAUUUACUGUUUAAAUAUAUCUAAGAUAUUUUCCUACUCUAUUUUCUCCUUGCUAGAUGUGUAAAUAUAGCAUGAAAAACAAUGUAUAGCAUUAUUUAUGAGCCGCUUUACGCUGAAAUGGCCAUAUAGAAAAGAAAGGGACACUAAUGACAAAAUAACUAAUGAUUUUUAUGGGUCCAAUUUUAGCUCUUCCUUUAAUAAGAAGUUAGAAUUUUUUAAGGAAUACGCAAAGUGAAUCUGUAGGAGUUUGUUUUGCAUAUAGUCUUGUUAUAUGCACAAUUCUUUCACAUUUUAAAGCUAAAGCGGUAUUUCAUUCUAACAGAACAUAGAAGUACAAACAAGCACAUGAACAUAUUAGAUGGAAGAAACCACAGGCUAUCUGACAGACUCUCAAUGCAAGCUCUGUAGUGACUUUAAGCAUUGUUUUUUUUUUUUCAACUUUGUCUCAAUGUUUAUUAGUUAGUAUGAAUAAUUGCAUCUUUGCACUGUUUUGCUUCGUGAAUAUUUUGCACACCGAUGCUCUCAGCAGUCAUUCUUGCCUGAUAAAUAAUACAUAAAUUAUUCUUGUGAACAAAUGCACAGCAUAUAAUAUAUGAAUAUAGUCAUUACUGGUUGUUUAGCUUGUUGCAUUACUGCAUUGCUUUAUUAUUUAUAACACCCUAUGUUUUAUGUUUUUAACU